Molecule: messenger RNA, 5607 nt
Organism: Diplodia corticola
Lineage: Eukaryota; Fungi; Ascomycota; Dothideomycetes; Botryosphaeriales; Botryosphaeriaceae
Product: telomere end binding protein
Exons: 1
Coding region: 1-5607 (1868 amino acids)
Biological process (GO): telomere maintenance
Cellular component (GO): chromosome, telomeric region
Molecular function (GO): DNA binding
Source: RefSeq, a predicted model, not a curated record
AUGGCGUCCGUCGCAUCCGAGCGCAUCCCCAUCGCAGCCCUCCACCCUUCCUUGCCCGCCCCAGCUACCAAGUCCAUUACCGCCGUUGUCACCAUCCUUUGGCCGUAUUCCUCGUCAACCCGCACCUGCGCCCUACUUCUCGCCGAUCCUGACUUCCGUCUGCGCCGCCGUCGCGGCCAAGUCCGCGCCCAAUUCUUUGGAGACGCCGCCUACGCCGUUGCGACGUCGCAACUCGGGAUUGGAGACAGAGUAGUGCUGAAGCUCGGCGGUGUACAAUGGCUGCAGUCAAGUGGUGAAGAGGAUGUUGUGCGCACCCCGGGGAAGAGUGUCGACUGGGAAGUGGGUUUCAGAGACAGCCUGGCCAUGCUGGUCACUCGCGACGGCAAGCAAUUCGCAAACAUCCAAGUUGAGCGCAGCACCCCGGAGCCGGAAGAAGUCGAGGUCGAAGAGGAGGCUCUCCUCAAUACUCCGAGCAAGAUUGUCGGCAGAUUCAGCGCUGAGGGAUUGCGCUUCAACACAUGGUCUUCGCCCGCCUUCCUGAGAUACGGCCGCCUCUCGGGCGAGUCGCUCUUAGACUACGAUAUUUUUGCAGAUGAGGAUGAAUCAAAGAGCCGGAAGAGGAGGAGAACAUCCUUCAGAAAUGUUGGCGUUUGGACCUAUGCCGCCCGGACGCCUUCUCCCGAGAAGGGUGACGCCAUGUCUGUAGACGAAGAUGGUCUUGCUAGUCCCAGCGAAAGGGUCUUCGCUUCCGACCCGCACGCUCCUGCACUUCCCGAGACACCCGAGUCUGCAACACAUUUGCUUAACGAGCCUAAAGCCUACGAAGAAGAAGUCUUAGUGCCCGAGUCCUUCCGCAAUGAGCCCAGUGGCGCUCGUCCAGUAGAAAAGGAACACUUGCCGGACAGCAUCAAGGAACAAGAUGACGCUUUGUAUGAGCAAUAUCUUGAAGAGGCUUAUGAAGGCGAGGGAGAGGCCACAGAUGUAGAUGCCUUCCCGGGCGAGCCACAAGAUGAGCUUGCUGCGCAUUUCUCAUUACAGGAUGCUGAAGAUACUCAGGGACAUUCAGAUGCCGAAUCACUACCGUCUGUGGUGACUGACACUGAUGUAGCCGCUCCAAGUGCUGCAGCAUCAGUACGCAUUGAGGAAUCCGCCGGAGAUACAGAGCUGGAGUCGGAUGAGGAUGGCAUUGAGGUCCUUGAGAUGAGUUCCGCCGACAUGAGCUCCGGAGAACGAGGGUCGGAACAUUCCGAAAAUGAGGGUUUAGAAGCAAGGCGUGAUGACGGAGUUCAGUCAGCGCCUAUUCGCUUGUCUACUACAGACGAAGACACGAGCGAAGACCAACAGCUUUCGAUAAGAGCACCCAGUCAACGACGACCGAAUCAACCCAUUGAUUCCAGACCCUUGGGACAACUUGUCGAGUCUGGCGUAGACGAGGGCCAUGAAGCUUGGGAAAAGCUUGCAAGUGACGCAAUUCGAGACGUCAAUACGCCCCGUGGGCAACCUGCGGAUCGCGCUGCUUCGUCUCCGCUGGUAGAAGGAAAGCAAAGCGAACCAACAGAGCCGCGGUCUGCCGAUGUAGAAAACCAGGCAGCAGUCGUAUCGGAGGCAGCUCCUUCGUCUAGUCUCGCUGCAGUAUCCGCUGAUCCUAUCAUGCCCCCACCUGUACUGCACUUGUCAUUACCGGAUGCAACAUCGAAGACUCUCGCAAAAACGCCGCCCAUUGGUCCUGUCAAUGCUCCAUCUACUCCACAGCUGCAACCGGUCACUUCAACAGCUUUACCAUUACCAUCCCCUUUCCCGAGUGCGACAGAACCGUCGUCCUAUAUGGAUGCACGCCCUGACUCGCUCACUGAACAGGCUCCAAGUAUCACUGAUGUCGGCCUGGGACAGCAAGAAGACCAAGUAAUACGACCAGCUACAGCCAUGUCAGUUGCUCAGGCAUCUCAGGAGGCCUUGACAGUUGCGGAAAGUGAACCUGGGGAUCAUGAAACUGACAGAGUGGCCCGAAUGCUACAGCAAGCUCCCAAUGCACCUCAGGAGGAGCCUCAGCUGAACAUACGUGAGACAAUAUCUCAUCCCUUCGGUCUGGAUGGCUCGGUGUUAUCCGCCGUACGCGCACCUCGCAAGGCUUCUCAUGACAAGGUCGAUAUUGUGGAUUUGCAGCAGGAAACUCAGACUGAUAUGUCCGCUACUGGUCCUCCUGUUGAGACCAACACGAAUGUCUACUCACGUCAAAGUACCAAGCUCGAGGGUGGUCAGAGAACAGAAUCUGUCCAUGAUGUUGCGCAGUCGAAAGUACACGAAGACCUGCGUACCCCAGGUUCACGAGAACCGGUUGAUCAAGAGCACGGAUCUCUGAUACUAGAUUCAGAAAAGCAUGCACCUGAAGAGGAACCGGACAUGUAUCCUGCUGUGGAUCAUUUGCCGGAUACGCCUCUGCCUACGUUUGAGGAUGACGAUUGGGACAUGCCAGAUGCCAUGGCUGCAACCCCCUCCGAGGGCGAAUAUACUCCCAGGCCAGAAAACGAAGCCAGAGCUACUGAAGAAACGCCUACCAGUACCCCACAAAAGCGGAUGCGCGACCCAUUCACCUUCCAUGCAGUGAAGCAUCCGGCUUCAUCAGCGGUAGAGAUUGUUGAUUUGGGAAGCGAUAGUUCCGAGGUUGCAGAGGGGUCGUUUGCUGACGUAUCUACGGAUGUGCGAUUAGCUUCGCCGUUUGCUCAUCAGAAGCAAGCUGACGAUCAGAGGCAAACUGAAAUUCAGAGACAAACUGACGAUCAGACAAAAACUGCCGGAACAACUGCCUUGCCCAAAGAACCCAAGCCUACUCGGCUAGCCUCACAGGCAGAUGAACCACCUUUGAAUCAGGCAAAUCUGAGCUCUUCUGUUGGUCUCCCCCAAACUCCGCAAACACGACGCAAGACGCGCCAGCAUACAGAGGAAUCGCCUUCUCAUCCCCGUGAGACGCGUCAGUCGACGAUUGAGACAGUCUCCUUGGCUGGGACGUCUACGCCGUCCACGAGCCAGAAGCGCAGCCUUCGUUCCUCCCUGACAUCACGAACGCCGCGUGCGUCACAAGGAGCUUCCGGGGUUGCGGCUCGUGUUGCUCAGCGACGUAGAAGGAUCGAAGUCAAGGACUCAGAAUGCGAGUGGGAUUCCCAUGCGUCAAUCUCGACUCAAAGGCCGUCAUCGCCAUCCGUUCCUUCCGAUGGCCUUGCACCCCAAGAUUUCGAGCCGUCCGCUGGCUUAGGGCCGAGUCAAAUCCUCGGUGACCUUUCUCAAACGGAGCAGCGGACUCGGGAGGAAAGCAUAGUGCGGCCGUCUAUUAGCCCAAUCACUCCCGUUGCUACGGAACCGACCUCAGACACUUCUCCACGUGCUGCUCAAGGCUCUAUUGAAGAUCCGCAAGAAGCCCAGAAUCUCAGACUUCAGAAAGAGCUGGAAAGUGAUACAGAUGAAGACUUGCUUGCGGAUCGCUCCUCCUCUCCUUUUCCUGAGCUUGGCUUUGUAUGGGGUGCUAAGAAGAAAGACAACACAGGCGAACGCCAACAGUCGUCCCAAGAGCCAGAAACUCAAAGCAGGCAAUCCUCACUUCUUCAAGACAGCUUCGACAAGGCUGGCCCUGUACCUUCUUCGAUGCUGCAAGACGAUUCAAGCGUUCUACGUGCCAUGAGAACCUCGCAAUUUCCGUUUGAAACUAUGAGGGAGGAGCAGACCACGCAAUCAAUAGGAAAUGACGAGUCCCAAGAGACCGUGCAGGCUCGGUCUCCCAUUACAUCUAAAGAGGUUGUGCAUGGCAGUCAAGUUGAAGCUGUUGCGGCUUCGCCGCACAAGUUCGCCGAUGAGUCUCAGAUCGCUGAUGACGCAGCUCAUACCCGCCAAACUCCGAUGGUGGAACAUGAGCUGCUGGAAGCCGUGCGGUCGUCACCCCCGGUUGAGCCCGCUCUUGAUCCGGCGAAACCAGCAAACCGUCCCCAGCCUCUACAAGAAAGCAGCAUCCUCACCCCCGAAGCGAGCCAGUAUACCACCGAGGCCAGCUGGGAACCAUCCCAGGUGCAGCCUGAUGUGCAAGAAGCACGUGGCGGCAAUCAUCUCCCACCCACUCCUCGUCUGACGCAAGCAUCGCACUCGAGUCCCAGCGCCUCUCAAGCAACGGACACGAAAACCGUUGUUCAACCAAGCGUCGAACAACCCAGUCAAGACACCAUUGUCGCCGACAACGCUGUUGCAUUGUCUCACUCACCUAAGUUGACGGACGACACGACCCUCAUCGAGCCCAGCCAGUCACAGAAACCCUCGGCCACAAUGGCUGGCUCACCCAAACUGGCAGAUGGAACUACCCUCAUCGAGCCCAACCAGUCGCAGAAACCCGUCGCCGCCACCAAACACGCGUCCCCGCCGCCUCAUCCCUCCCCCUCCCAACAACAGCUCCAGGAAUCCCUCUCCCAAGGCACCCGCACCACGUACUCAUACUUCACCUCGCUCGCCAACCUGCGCCCGUACGUCAACUCCCCCUCCCAGCUCGUCGACGUCCUCGCCGUCUGCACCCGCCCCAACAAAGCCCCCGUCCGCGCCGCCGCCGGCCCGCGCGACUACCACACCAUCUUCAGCAUCACGGAUGCGAGCUUGCUCGACCUCAGUGAUGGUGGUGGUAGUAGUGGUGGCGUCGGCGGUGAGGGCGGUGGUGCCCUCACCGCCGACGCCACCACCGCCGUCCGCGUCCAAGUCUUUCGCCCGUGGAAAGCGGCGCUGCCAGAGCUCGACGUCGGCGACGCGGUGCUGCUGCGCGGCUUCGCGGCCAAGAGCAGCAAGAAGGGCGCGAUGCUGGUGAGCGGCGAGGAGAGCGCUUGGUGCGUCUUUCGGUAUGGGUCGGGGGGGAUGCAGGCGCAGUCGCGGUCGCAGUCGCAGUCGCAGUCGGCCAGCAAGAACGAUGGCGAGGCAGAGGAAAAGAAACAGCAGAAGAAACAGAAGCGGAAGAGCACCAUCGAGGACUCGACCCGGCCGAUUUGGGCGGAUGUCAUGAGCGGGCUUUGGGGCGCGGUCGUGCCUUCGACGCAGGAGGGGGAGGGGGAGGGGGAGAUGGAGAAGGAGAUGGAGGAGGAGGAAGAAGAGGGGCCACACCAGCUACGGGGCGGCUCGUCGGAAGACAGAAAUGGGGUGGAUGCUGGUGGACUGGUCGACAACGACGAUGACAAUGACAAGAAGGCGCUACAGCGUCGCCAUAAUCGUGGCCACUAUAAUCCUAUCAGCGGCGCGACGAAGGAAGAGGUGCACGGGCCGCCGGUUGAGUAUGGCGAUGAGGAGAGGAGGCGUGCGCGGGAGAUGAGGGAGUGGUGGAUUAGUGGCGGCGGUGGCGGCGGUGGCGGUGGUGGCGGUGGUUCUGCUGCUGCUACUCCUGCUGUUGUUGCUGGUAGGCAGGAUGUCAGGGUUGAGAAAGAAGAAGGAGGAGCGACGAAGGGUGGAAGCUUGGGAGACGAGGGGAAGAAAGAAGACAUCAGCGAGAGCGCGGUGGAAGGGAGAGGGGAGGUGGAGGAAGAAGAAGAAGGGACGAAGCGAGAGGAAGAGGCAAUCGCCUCGGCUAGGGACAUCUUUCGGAGCUUUCUAUGA